CUUAGUAUAAAACCGGUUGCCUUUGUGCAUUAAUCACUUAGAUUAGGUUAGGAUACCUAAUCAAAGAUUUUUCGUGGAUUCAAAGAUCACAAUGUUCAACACAUUUCUAGUGUUACCCGUUGUCAUUUUACGUUUGACAGCAGCUGUUUUGUGAUUUUUAAGCACAGCUCUUUGCUAUUGAUCUGUGGUGGUGACCUUGAUUUGUUAGCUAAAAAUUAAAAGCUAAGGAAAACUAAAAUUUUCAAAAUCUUAGCAAUGCGUUGCUGUGUGCCCUUCUGCAAAACCACUUCGGAGGUCGUCUCCGAAUCCGAGGAGAUUACAUUUCACGAGUUCCCCAGCGAAGUGCAUCUCCGAGCUGCUUGGCUCAGAGCCCUCGGCAAACAAGACACUCUCCUGCCAGAGCGUGCUGUGGUCUGCUCGCAGCAUUUUCUAAACGAUGACAUUUAUGAAACAGAAAGUGGCUCAAGGCGGAUUCGUACUGGUGCUGUCCCCUCACCAGUGCUGGUCUGCAUGAUAUGCCUGGACACUCGCAGCAAGCUGUUUCUGAUGAGUAAAUACAAGCUGGAAGAAGCAUAUGAACAUUUAGUGGGACAUCCUUUGUGUGGUCAAGGAAAGCUCAAACCAACGCUUUGUGUGCAAUGUGCCCAGAGACUGGUGAACUUUAGCACAUUCAGAGACAAGAGCUUGAGAGCGCGCUCCCUGAUGAUGGAGCUACUUGACAGACAUGAAGUGAUAACAAUACGACACGUCAAAUUGAUAAGCCGUGUAAAGUACCAACUACAGUCUGACAUUGUCUCGGCAGUGUCAGAGCCCGACUACUGCGAUGUGUACAUAGCACACUCCGACGCGGACGGACGGACAGAACUAGACGCGACUGCGACUGCCGCAACUGAUGAAGCAGUUGCAGUGAAACGGGAAGUUGAAGACCGUGAAGAUGAUGAAGACGAGCCAGUUGUGGCCGAAACACAGGCUCCCACCGCGCACAUUAGUCGCAAGCGAGAGUCGUCGGAAGACUGCGAUCAAGCUUUUGUCGCUCCUUCGGUUCUCGCGACCAACCACGGAAACGAAGAACAUCCAACUGAUAAAGACGACGAGUUGGGUAUAUUGUCUUUCGACAAUAAUACAAACACUUUUGAAUAUUCAACGAAACCUCAGGACUCCGAACUAAAACCAAAGGAAACCUUUACAAAAAUAAGUGAUAAUAUCAAUUUCCGAACGACGAGGCGAAACAAACACAAUUCCCAGGAUAUAUCCGGUACACAGUUAGGAAACUAUACUGACCAGAUACAGUAUAUCUGUGACGUUUGCCAAAAGAUAUUUCAACGGAAAAGUUCCUUAGUUACCCACAUUAGGGCGCACACUUACGCAAACACUCUCUCAUGUAAGUUAAGAAAGCGCAAAUUCUGUCAAAAUAGUACGUCAUCGAGCCCCAGGAGGACACACACUGGCGAAAAGCUUUUUGUUUGUAAGUUGUGUGAUUAUAAAUGUACAGUUAACAUUAGUUUAGUGAGGCACAUGAGGACUCACACUGGCGAAAAGCCUUUUGUUUGUAAGUUGUGCGAUUAUAAAUUUACACAAAACAGUACUUUAGUGACACACGUGAGAACUCACACUGGCGAAAAGCCUUUUGUCUGUAAGUUGUGCAAUUAUAAAUGUACACAAAACAGUAGUUUAGUGAGUCACAUGAGGACUCACACUGGGUAAGCUCCUCGGCUCUUGCUUGUAAGCUAAGCAAGGACAGCUGUCGCGGAACUGCUAGUUCGCUCUGAGGCGUCCUGUACAUGAAGCCGGAGCCGCACCGUGAGUUAGUGUAAACAAAUAAGAAUCGCAUAUGAGUCGUAGCGAGUUACGUAAGCGGCAGCUUGCAGGGUGCACUGAGGGAAACGAAGGCUAUUUACUUCCUCAUUUUAUUCUUAACCUAGCUUGUACUUAAGGUGACAAUACAGUUCACCUACUGAAUUAAUGAGUACCUUAUUAACUAAAUCUUCAGUUUUCAUAUGUACUGAGAUGUUGGUUACAUUGGGAUCACGUGCAGACGCGAGCGAAAUUGAUGGUAAUGCUAUGCGCUGGUGUUACAAGGUUGUGCUGCGUCGGCGAAUUGCCCCACGUAGUAGAUAUACGUAACUGGUUUCAUAUCGCAUUCAGAAUUUAAAAUAAUAAACCGUUUACCUACGAAAUUAUUACAUAUAAAGUACUAUUGAUGAAUGAAUUGUUACCCAUAUUAUGUAAUAACUAAUAAACUAUGAUAAGUUUUUAUUGCAAUCCAUUGUUUAUGUAUGAUUAUUUGUUAAAAUACAGUGAUGGCGAAACAGGGAUUUUAAGUUCAGUCGGAUGCAACAGCUAGUGUAUAGUGACAGUUGUCAUAGUGAGCUAUGUGCAGCGCAUGUUACGCUAGUGCCGUCCAAGGGGCGCGCCGCUGUAGGUAUAUUUCUCGGGUCACGCAAGCCCGACCUGUCUGUACUUGAAAUUAUUGUAUUUAGAUUUUAAGCUAAUUUAUAAAGUUUUAUUUUAGAAACUGUAUGAAUUGUUAUAUGAUGUACCUACUUGACCAAUAAAUUAUGAUAAGCUUUUACUUUA
This is a messenger RNA of Maniola jurtina (meadow brown), 2577 nucleotides long. RefSeq names its product zinc finger and SCAN domain-containing protein 2-like. Gene Ontology annotation, molecular function: RNA polymerase II cis-regulatory region sequence-specific DNA binding; DNA-binding transcription factor activity. The record is from RefSeq and is a predicted model, not a curated record. Gene Ontology annotation, biological process: regulation of immune system process; regulation of cytokine production; negative regulation of transcription by RNA polymerase II. The coding region runs from base 256 to 1704 and encodes 482 amino acids. Lineage: Eukaryota; Metazoa; Arthropoda; Insecta; Lepidoptera; Nymphalidae. The transcript is spliced from 8 exons.